AAGGACUAACCAUUCGUCCACUCCAGCAGUUCUAGAAGCUUCGGCUCGUGAAUAAGAGUUGGAUGUUAAUUUUAAGUGUGACACUGAUACAGACUAGAAAGUAAAGAAGAGAUCAUCAAGGAGAUAGCUGGUAACUGUUAUCUGAACUAUAUGGAGGGAUUCAAUGGUCCAUUGUUCUUCGGCAUGUCUUCGGUACCAGUACCGCCCGAAUAGUCCUCAAGUUCACAGCUCUGGUUGUUCUUUCUUCUUGGUGCAGAAUAAUGUUGAUCCUCUUUGGAAUCCUCCUAACAGCAUUGUUCCUCCUGCGUUUCUUCUGCCGACACUUCAACUACUACAAGUUGGCUUUGCGACUCCCUUAUGCCAAGAAGGCCCCGCUAAUCGGCCACGCCCUCAACUUGUGGGUGGAUAAAGAUGAACUAUUGGACAAGAUAUUGGAGAUAAUAGGGGAACCAGACAAUAAAAGAUCCAUCCAAGAACAUGGAGUUUUGGCAGUUUGGAUUGGGCCGAUGGCUAUUGUCUUAGUUCACGAUUUGCAAGACAUAGAGCAAAUCCUAACAAGCAGAGAUCUCACGAGAAAGUCCUAUCAAUAUAAAUUCUUUGAACCAUGGCUAGGGCAGGGCUUAUUUACAGCAUCAGGUCCACACUGGUACAGCCAUCGGAAACUCAUAACACCAGCAUUUCAUUUCAAAAUUCUUGAAAAGUUCAUUCCAAUAUUUAAUGCAAACAUUGAUAUUUACCUGAGAAAACUAGACGAAAAAGUAGGAAAAGGAAGCUUUAACAUAGAAAACUAUAUUGCCUACCUAUCCCUGGAUAUAAUUGCAGAAACUGCAAUGGAUGCAAAAAUAAAUGCACAGAAAGAAGAAUCUCCAUAUGCCCAAAAAGUUAAAGACAUGACAGAAACUAUACUCCUCAGAGGUUGCAGGUUGUUAUACUAUUCAGAUGUAAUUUUUAGUCUGUCUUCUUUAGGAAGGAGACAAAAGAGAAGUAAGAGGUUCAUUGACAAUUUCAUAAAUGAUCUCGUGAAGAGAAAAAAAGAAGAAAGAAAUAGGAUUCAAUUAACUAAAAACAACAAAAAUAAUUCAGAGAUUGAUGAGAAAGAGAGGGUAGCUCUCAUGGAUGUACUGUUAGAAACCCAAAACAGAUCCUCCCAUUUUACUGACAAGGAUAUUCUGGAUGAAGUUAACACAUUCAUGUUUGGUGGACACGAUACCAUCACAUCUUGUAUCAACUUCACCCUCUACUUACUAUCCAAGCAUCCCACAAUCCAGGAGGAAGUACUAAGAGAAAUUGAAUCAGUUAUCGGAGAAGAGAAAUUCACUUUGAGCAAUCUACAACAGCUUAAAUACUUGGAACGAGUAAUAAAAGAAUCAUUAAGGAUAUUGCCAGUUGGUCCAUUUAUGCAAAGAGCGGCAGAAAAAGACAUCAAACUGAGAAGUGGCUAUGUCCUGCCAGCUGGAUGCACUAUCAUAAUGAUGAUUUAUGCUCUCCAUAGAAACCCAGAGUACUUUCCGAACCCGGAACAGUUUGACCCAGAUAGAUUCCUUCCAGAAAAUUGUUUGAACAGGCAUCCUUACGCCUACUUACCGUUCAGUGCAGGUCCUCGAAACUGUAUAGGUCAAAAAUUUGCUCUGCUAGAAAUGAAAGCAAUCAUCGCUGCAACCAUAAGAAGAUACAAAUUACUUCCAUCAGAAGAUAUCAAGCCGGUCAUCCAUAUUAUUCUGCGAUCAGCUAAUGGAAUCAACUUGAUAUUAGAAAGACGAAAAUCCUCCUCAAACGCCAGCAAUCACCCACAGCUCCAAAGAACCUAAUACAAAUAUAUAAAUUAAUUAAUUUGAUUAAGGACUGCUUCCAAUAUCAUCUCUCAAUGCUGCUGUGAAUUAGCAGUUUGUAAAAUAGUUGAUGUACAAAUAAUUUUAUUAACAGUGUAUCAUUUAUUUAUUUAAUGUAAAUAAACAGCUUUGCUUAAGAUUUCAUUUCAUUGCUUAAUAUACUAAAUAAAAUCAAAGAUAGUUUGUUGUUCAAUAAUAAAUAAUUUGCUCACCACUGACUCAAGGGUCGGUCUACCAAUCAUUUUCUUUCUUCAUACUUUUCACAAGCCAACUUUUCUUUCCCUAUCACUUUUCUCACCUGAAAUACAACAA
Messenger RNA from Nezara viridula (southern green stink bug), 2141 nucleotides. NCBI's taxonomy places the organism in Eukaryota, Metazoa, Arthropoda, Insecta, Hemiptera, Pentatomidae. The record is from the annotation of a GenBank genome assembly.